This is a messenger RNA of Acomys russatus (golden spiny mouse), 1020 nucleotides long. RefSeq names its product ripply transcriptional repressor 2 (gene Ripply2). NCBI's taxonomy places the organism in Eukaryota, Metazoa, Chordata, Mammalia, Rodentia, Muridae. Gene Ontology annotation, cellular component: nucleus. Gene Ontology annotation, biological process: embryonic pattern specification; negative regulation of transcription by RNA polymerase II. The record is from RefSeq and is a predicted model, not a curated record.
UUAAUUCCAUCCCCUCCUAACCUUUUCACAUGGAAAUUGGCUGCUUGGGCGCCUGCUGUUUUUCUCCCAGGCCGUGUGUCAGGGGGCUGUUAACACUCGCUCCUGCAGCCCGUUCUCGGGCCAUUUGGGAUGUGCACGCGUUCACACCCGCGCACGGCCCGCGGCGCCUUCACGCGCUGCCGUUUUGUUUAUGCGGAGCGAGGGCGGCCGGGUGCGAAGGUCUGCAAGCUCAGCCCGCCUGGAGGGCUAGAUAAAGCCAGGCUGCGACACCGAAGCGGUCGCCCAGCCAUGGACACCACCGAGGGCGCAGAGCGCGCGCACAGCCCAGCGCACUCACCCUCGCGCAGCCGCCGCUCGCCGCCCGCGCAGCCCCGGUACCUAGCAGCUAUCCAUCCCCGCGCACUCUCCACCCUCGCCCCGUGCCCGCUGCCCACGGAGCCCGGGGACCGCCCGGCCCCGGCUCAUUCUCAGGCUCCCUCCACCUCAGCCCUCGCCCUGUGCCCGCCGCCCUUGCCCUUGCCCGUGUCCGCUGCCCUUUCUUGGUCGGAGUUGUUUUCCGUGGCCAAGCUCACGUUCUUUGUGCGCGGCUUGCACUUGCCAUCCUGCAGGUCCGAGGGCUUCUGGAGACCUUGGCUUCGAACUCCUGGCGCGAGAGAGGAGCGGGCGGAGCCCCAUGCAGCAGAGGCGUUGCCAAGUGGCCCAGGAACGACUGAAGCUUCCCAGAAGCUCUCUCAGUACCGACACCCUGUCAGACUGUUCUGGCCCAAGUCCAAGUGUUACGACUACUUAUACCAAGAAGCAGAAACUCUUCUGAAAAAUUUCCCAAUUCAAGCUACAAUUUCAUUUUAUGAAGAUUCUGAUAGUGAAGACGAAAUAGAGGGUCUGGCCUGUGAAAAUCAAUCUAACUAGUUGCUUCUGUUGAUAGUUGAGCUGUGUAGGAGUUUAAUUUUGUAUAUAAAUGUAUCAUAAACUUUUAAAACUAAUUUAUUUGUGUAUAAAUUAUUAAUAAAAUAUUUUGUA